This is a messenger RNA of Trypanosoma brucei brucei TREU927, 1014 nucleotides long. Its product is annotated as ribonucleoside-diphosphate reductase small chain. Lineage: Eukaryota; Euglenozoa; Kinetoplastea; Trypanosomatida; Trypanosomatidae. The transcript has a single exon. Gene Ontology annotation, biological process: deoxyribonucleotide biosynthetic process. Gene Ontology annotation, molecular function: oxidoreductase activity. The record is from RefSeq and is a predicted model, not a curated record. Bases 1 to 1014 code for a protein of 337 amino acids.
AUGCCACCCAAAUCUCACAAGCGCUCGCGUAAGGAAGGGGAGGUGGAGGAGCCACUUCUGACAGAAAACCCCGACCGCUACGUUAUCUUCCCUAUCAAGUACCCUGACAUAUGGCAGAAGUACAAGGAGGCGGAGAGCAGCAUCUGGACGGUGGAGGAAAUCGACCUUGGGAAUGACAUGACAGAUUGGGAGAAGCUGGACGACGGCGAGCGACACUUCAUCAAACAUGUGUUGGCUUUCUUCGCGGCAAGCGAUGGCAUUGUGCUGGAGAACCUUGCGGAACGGUUCAUGUGCGAAGUGCAGGUACCUGAAGUUCGAUGUUUCUAUGGGUUCCAGAUUGCUAUGGAAAAUAUCCAUUGUGAGACAUACUCCGUGUUGAUCGAUACGUAUGUUGUGGAUCCCGACGAAAAGCAACGACUGCUACAUGCCAUAAGGACGAUUCCGUGUAUUGAGAAAAAGGCCAAAUGGGCGAUUGAAUGGAUUGGCAGUCAGACUUCGUUCCCUACGCGGCUCGUCGCGUUUGCGGCUGUCGAAGGCAUAUUUUUCUCUGGCUCGUUCUGCGCCAUUUUUUGGUUAAAGAAGCGUGGCUUGAUGCCCGGGCUCACCUUCAGCAACGAGCUGAUUUCACGUGAUGAGGGUCUGCACACUGACUUUGCUUGCCUAUUAUACGAGAAGUAUAUCGUAAACAAGCUGCCGAGGGAUCGUGUGCUUGAAAUUAUAUGCAAUGCAGUAUCAAUUGAGCGAGAGUUCAUUUGCGAUGCAUUACCUGUCCGCUUAAUUGGAAUGAAUUCUCAGCUGAUGACUCAGUACAUUGAGUUUGUCGCCGAUCGGCUCCUGGUGUCCUUGGGGUACGACCGUCAUUGCAACUCGAAGAACCCAUUUGACUUCAUGGAUAUGAUUUCUCUUCAGGGGAAAACUAACUUUUUCGAGAAGAAGGUUGGUGAGUAUCAGAAGGCUGGUGUGAUGAGUUCCGAAAGGUCGUCAAAGGUUUUCUCUCUGGACGCAGAUUUCUAG